Messenger RNA from Scatophagus argus, 8701 nucleotides. It is a transcript of the gene igsf10, whose product is annotated as immunoglobulin superfamily, member 10. The record is from RefSeq and is a predicted model, not a curated record. NCBI's taxonomy places the organism in Eukaryota, Metazoa, Chordata, Actinopteri, Scatophagidae. Gene Ontology annotation, cellular component: extracellular region. The coding region runs from base 250 to 8076 and encodes 2608 amino acids. Gene Ontology annotation, molecular function: protein binding. The transcript is spliced from 10 exons.
GACACCAAAGUGUGCGCUCAGCUGCUGGCGCUCAAAUAGAAAUGACUCCCUUCCCUCUGCGCCUCAGACACAAGUGGACUCAUGUGAGGAGUCAAACUGGAGAACUAAUGAGACUCAGUGUGGACCACUGAAUCUGCCAUCGGGAUUUUUACAUUCCUACAAGUGCAGCAGUUCCGUUUUCUGCAACUACUGAAGCGCGACGAGGGAGCCUGUCGAUAAUUCAAUUAUUUUCUGGGGUCGGUUGUAUUAAUGCUCCAGGACAAACCACCGACCCCCCACCCCUUGUCCGUGCAGCUGAAGCCCCCGUCCGCGUCCACAAUGAGUGGAUGUGCCUGCAGCGCUCCAUACCUGCGGAGGUGGCUGCUGGAGGCUCUGUUGUUCUUGGCUGCUGUGCUGCCGACGAGCGGUGACUGCCCCAGAUCAUGCGCCUGCCAUGUCCCUACUGACGUGCACUGCACAUUCAGAUACCUGACCGCUGUACCUGACCACAUCCAGCCAGCUGUGCAAAGAAUUAACCUCGGGUACAACAGCAUAACUGUCUUGAGAGAAGAUGAUCUUUUAGGACUUGGGAACUUAGAGCUGUUGAUGCUGCAUAGCAACACUAUCCACAGUAUUGAAGACAGAGCCUUCCAAGAUCUCAAGUCCUUACAGGUCCUGAAGAUGUCCUUUAAUAAAGUAAAGAAAAUCAACAAAGAGACAUUCAAAGGCCUGGACAGUCUGCUGAGACUCCAUAUGGAUCACAACCACAUAGAGUUCAUCAGCCCAGAGGCUUUCUAUGGCCUAACCAAACUGCAGUUGGUCCAUCUGGAGGGUAACCACCUCCAGCAGCUCCACCCAGACACAUUCAUCACACUGAGACACAGCCAAGUGUUCAAGGUUUCCUCAGUGAGAAACAUCCACCUGUCAGACAAUCUACUCACUACUCUGCCUGCAGAUAUUUUCUCAGGCUGCAGCCAGUUAGAGAACCUUUUCCUCCAUGGAAACCCUUGGACAUGUGAUUGCCGUAUGAAGUGGUUUUCAGUGUGGGCACGGAGGAACACAGGUGUCCUGAAAUGCAAACGAGACAGGAGAUAUCCAAGAGGCCAGCUGUGUCCUGUUUGUAAAAAUCCCAUCCCUUACCACAACAAAACCCUAUCCCUUCUCCCCAGCAAUGUCUUCACUUGUACCAAACCCUGGAUUGAGGACCAUCUGAAACAGAAAAACAUCAGCCUGGACGAGGGGGAUUUUACUCCAGUUUCCCCUAAGGACUUCAUUGCCCCAUUAGGCUCCAUACAAAUGAACCUGACCAACCAGUUUCACAAUGAUGCCAGUCUAUCCUGCAGUGUCCAGAGGCCGUCUGCGUUUGAGAAUCUGACACAAAUCUUGGAGGGGGAGGACGGAAACAAUGUCACCUUACUUACCACAGCCAUAACUACAUAUUUGGUGUGUAAUAUUGACUAUGAACAUAUACAGCAGCUAUGGCAGGUCCUGGCCACCUACAGUGAUUCUCCCAUGAGACUCGAGAGAGGCUUAAUGCUGGCCAGGAGCCCAGAAAUGGUCUACAGAUACAGUCAGGUGAAAGCAGAAGAGGGAGAGGAAGGAAUCCACACAAGUGUUGAGGCUGAGAUUAAAGCCUCCCCUGCAUGGUUAAUGCAGGGAGAGGUGAGCUUCCAGCUGGACCGCACUACUACCACAUACUCCACUCUGCACAUUAAGUAUCAGUCUGUGAUCAACCUACGUGUGGAAAACACAAUGCCAAAGAGAGACCGCUAUUCCUGGACAAUGAUCGUGCAAGAUAAUCAAACCAAGACUGAACACACUGUACUUACAGGUGGUGUGGCACAGUUGAAUUGCCAAAUUCAGGGUGAACCAAAACCUUUGCUGGAGUGGAUUUUACCAGAUGGAAAUAAGGUCAGAGCUCCCUAUUCCAGUGAAGACAGGAGGAUCACAAUCACAGCUGAAGGGAAGCUUACUCUACUGGGCGCAGAUACCACAGACACAGGCGUGUACCGGUGUAUUGCCACAAACUACCUGGAUGCAGAUAUCCUCAUCUUUCGUGUAACAGUUCUGUCCCCUGAUGUGGAAGAUGCUGAGAUCAAUGGUGUCCAACUAUCAAGGCCCCUGGGUGAAAAUUUGGUUCUUGACUGCAGCUUCUCAGGGAGUCCUGAGGCCUCUGUCCAUUGGAUACUGCCUGAUCAUUCCGUGCUGGACAAGUCUCAUGGCAACAAGAAAGUGUAUAAAAAUGGAACCUUGCUUAUUCAAGGUCUCACAGCGAGGGAUAGAGGAUUUUAUUGGUGUUUGGUUGCUAAUCACCUAGGAGCUGACCUGCUUGUGUCUCAGGUAACAGUGACUGAAAAAAAAUCAGAGAAAGUAAUGAUUAUGGACAGUGAGGGAUCAGGGGUAGAGACUGAGGACAAGAUUGACCCUAGAUUGACUGCAAACACAGUCACCAUCAAUGACAUCUCCUCCGACAGGACUAGUCAGGAAUCCAGGACCAUCACCUCAGAUCGACCUUACCUCAGUCCCGGGUCACAUGGCAGAGGAGGUAGAGUGGGGCAAAGAAGGAGGGGGACAUUCGGCAACAGACGCUUAUGGAGUAGUAGGGUUUUUGAUAAAACUUCCAGAAAAGUGGACCCACAAAAAUUUGCUGAAUUUAUGAAAAAGGCUCAAGAUGGAUCAAGAAUAAAGACUGGCACAGAGGAAGAGAGAGUAAAAUAUGCAGGGCCAAACAUUGGUCUUUCUGGUGAUAGUGAAACUGGCUCUGGUGAGGUUGAUAAUGAAGAUAAUCUAAUAAUACUUCCAGGGAUAAUCAAUCCAGCUACAGAUAAUCCACAGAAAGAGAGAGAGAAUAGGCAGUCUGAAAUUAUAACAACCACACAGACAGGUCAGCAAGGUGAUGUAGCAGCAACACAUCAAAUUGCUGUCAUGGAAACAGUCAGCAAUUACAUUGAUUUAAGUAAAGGGACAGAAAAUAAAAACACACCAGAAACAGAGUCCUUUGUGCAAUCAGAUUCUACAGACAGUCCAACAGAAAGAAGCAGCAGUCAGAGUGGUGCCGUUACACCUUUUAACACAAUUUCACGCCACACAGGUCUUUCUAGUUUUGAUGAACCUUCUGAAAUUUAUGUCCCGGAGAGAAGUGCCAAGCCAGGCUCAAGUGAGCGCCCAGUCACUCUCCAAUUUACGGUGACAGACUUGUCACAUGAAACUCAGUUACAAGUCUCAGGAGAACAGCCUGCAGAGCCAGAGACGUCCACUUGGGCAUCACCCUCAUUUACUACAGACCCCAAUGUCACUCCAAUGAGGGAUGCCCCAGGCCCAGUGGAAGUAAUUGUUCACACAUCCACAAACCACGAAAGCCAGACGACUUUCACAGCUGUCACCACCACAGAGAGACAGCAAGAUGAGAUAACUUUCCACACUACCCAAACAAUCAAAUCCCCACGCCUCCCUGCAGGAUCAACCAUCAUCUCCCAGCAGCAGAUCCAUAUCAUUCCACACAAGAACAGCAGAGGAGGGGCCCGCAGGAGGACUUUCCACGGUCGCAGGAGGAUCAUCAAACCCAGCAGAAUCACUGAUAUACAGUCCUUCAUCAAUAAACUGAAACACCCCUCAAUGAAAACGGAAGGGAAUGCAACAGUACCAUAUAAAAUUGAACUGACCACAGACUGUGACUGUGAUGAAGACAAAAAGAAGACAGCAGCCACUGGUCUGCAGGUGAUCAAACCAACAUCUUCCUCAAGUCCUGCUUUACACAGAACAGAAAGACCUGCCUCUACACAAAAGAAUGCAGCUGUGACCACAAACUAUUGCGUUACUUCAGAUGCCUCUUUUGCCCAGACAGAGUCAAGGCCGGAAGUUUCCAGUGGCUACAUAACCUCUGCUGAUGCCUCUGAGAUGGACCCUACAAUUGAUCCAUUCUUGACCACCCGCAAAGAACCAUCAAUUUCCACCACAGCCAGGACUACUACAUCUGCCUCUAAAGUUAUUCGUGGAAGAAUUCCAUGGAACAAGCUGUUUGCAGGUAGAGAGAGGGAAAAGAUACUAGGCAAGCUAAGGAGGCCAUUCAUCACCCGAAAAACUACUACUACUACAACUACAGCUGACACUACAACAGCAACCCCAACUACAAUCCCUGCUGUUAUGCCCACCAUCACUACAAACUCACUGGCUGAACCCGAGACUCUGCCCCCGUCCAGACACACAGCGUACAAAGAGGGCUCAUCAGAUGAUGACUAUGGCGAUAUGUUCUCUGCAGAUUUUGAGUUCACAACAAGAACUACCAGUUCACCAUAUUAUUCCAGGUCCUCCACUACUUCUGAAACACCACCAGAAUCACAAACUCUGCCUUUUCCACAUACUGUUAAAACAUCUUCAACUGAAAAUCCAGACGAAACUAUAUCAUCUGGGUCUGGGGGACUCCCUGAUAAUUUAGUUGUAAUCAGACAGAGGCCUAGUGGGACAAGAGGAAGGCAGGGGCGCAGAAGGAGGCCCUUUAGGGGCCGGAGACCCUUCAAGAGACCUUCUAUCACUAAAUUGCACCCUAGUACCACAACUGAUGUUUUAACUGCAGCGGUAACAACUAUGGAAACUACAGUGGAGACAACUACAUUAUCACAACAGAGUAUUUCACUCUAUAAGCCAUCUAAGAAAGAGGACAGAGACUCAAUAGCUGUUUUCACUGACUCAGCGUUGAAGGAGGAGACUGGCCUAUAUGAAGAAUUUGAUUGGAGCACAUCUAGCGAUUUACCAGCCCAUACUACAGCCAAGACACCUUUGACCCUCUCAACCACAUUCACCCCGACCACCACAUUCAGGCCAAUUACCACAAAAGCACCUUACACGACAGCUCGUACCAGAGUCCACAGCAACACCAGACCACCAACACAGAGUAACAAUAGUCAUAACACUCGUAGGCCACUAAUUAGACCCCGACCUACUGUGCAGAGCAGUGGUCCCAGGGACGGAGCAGAUAAAGGCCUAAUCUUUGACACACUGACCAUCCUUACAGCAGAGCAAGCAUACACCAGCACCUCUGCCCCAUUCAACAAUGCCAUCUCUAGUUUUUAUGAUCAUCUUGCUGGAAAUGAAGCUACAAGCACCAGUAUUGCUCCCUUUGAACCUACUACAAAGGUCAUGACAAGCAAACCUAAGAUAGUUGGAGGCAAUGCAGCCAGCUUCACUGUGUUGUCCAACUCAGAUGCUUUCCUGCCAUGCGAGGCUGUUGGAAACCCUCAACCAACAACAACCUGGAAGCGCUUCUCCACAAGCACAGGAAGCACCAUUACCAUAAAAGGGAGGAUGGGCAAGUUUGAGGUGUUGAGCAAUGGCACACUGUCAAUCCAGAAUGCCAACAUAAAGGACCGUGGCCAGUACCUCUGUCUAGCUGAGAACAAUCAUGGAUCAGAUAAACUUCUUGUCACCCUCUCUGUGGUGGCCUACCCCUCACGCAUCCUGGAGCCUAAAAUGCGUGAAAUGAAGUCUCAUGCAGGAAACACUGUGGAGAUGAAAUGUAAAGCGGAGGGUCGGCCCACGCCCAUGAUAUCCUGGAUCCUGGCCAACCGGACUCAGGUUAGGGGUCUGAGCACAGAGAAGGGUAGGGUAUCAGUAUCUGCUGAGGGGACUCUGGUCAUUCAGCAAGUGUCUGUCUAUGACAGAGGUCAUUACAAAUGUAUCGCCAGUAAUCCAGCUGGAGCUGAUACUGCUACAGUCCGACUGCAGGUGGUGGCAGCUCCCCCAGGUAUCGUGGAGGAGAAACGGCAGCAAAUGGCAGCUGGUGUAGGCCAAAACUUGUGGCUACCCUGUACUGGUCAAGGCAACCCUCAGCCUACAGUUCACUGGGUCCUCCAUGAUGGGUCAAUGGUACAAUCUAAUAGACCUAGCAGUAACACAAGGAUAUCAGUGUAUGAGAAUGGAACCCUCCACAUUGAGAAUGUGACUCAAGCAGAUAUUGGGAAAUAUGAAUGUAUUGCUACCAGCUCUACUGGCUCUGAGAGAAGGGUGGUGACUCUGACAGUAAAGAAGCAAGAGUCUGCACCUCGAAUAGUGGAGGCUUCCCAGCGCAUGACAGAGUUGUUUUUUGGGGACCAGCUGAGACUAAACUGUCAAGCUACAGGGGACCCUCAACCCAGGAUCGUCUGGAGGCUGCCCUCGAGAGCUGUGGUGGACCAGUGGCACAGAAUGGGCAGCAGAAUUCAGGUCCUAGAUAAUGGCACACUUAUUGUUAGCACUGUGAGUGAUAAAGAUUCUGGAGACUAUCUCUGUGUGGCAAGAAGCAAAAUUGGCGACGAUAUCCACCUCAUGAGGGUCAGUGUGUCAAUGACACCAGCCAAGAUAGAGCCAAAGCUCCAUGGAAAGAAGCAGGUGCCCUACGGUAAUGAUGUGAAAGUGGACUGUAAAGCCUCAGGAGCACCAAAGCCAGAGAUCUUCUGGAGUCUACCGGAUGGUACAGUAGUCAGUAGUGGUCUUCAAUCUGAUGCCAGCAGUGGAGGAGGAAGAACACGGCGCUAUACACUUUUUGACAAUGGAACUCUCUACCUCAACCAGGUUGGUAUUUCAGAGGAAGGGGACUACACCUGCUAUGCUGAGAACCAGGUGGGCAAGGAUGAGAUGAUUGUACAUAUCAGUGUGAUGACUGCUGCCCCAAGGAUACGUCCACCCAGCCGGACCUAUGCAAGGGUGAAACCUGCUGGAAACAUUCGCUUUGACUGUGAUGCGCUUGGGGAACCCAAACCCAAGAUCCUGUGGAUACUGCCCACCAAUGAUGUGAUUGCAGCAUCUAAUGAACGCUACCUAAUACAUGUCAAUGGCUCUCUGGACAUCAGGGAUGUGAAGGUUAUCGACGCUGGGGAUUAUAUUUGUAUGGCUCGCAACCUCGCUGGUGAAGACAGACAAGUCUACAAGCUUGAUAUAGAUGGGAAUCCACCAGUGAUCAAUGGCUACAAGCAGAACAGGACGGUAAUCAAAGAUAUAGCUACUAAAUUCUCCAGGAAAUUAAUAGACUGUAAGGCUGAGGGUGAUCCCACUCCUAGUAUCACUUGGAUUAUGCCUGAUAACAUCUUUCUGACAGCACCAUACUCUGGCAGCAGGAUUAGUGUUCACUAUAAUGGGACAUUAGAGAUUCGUAAUGUGCGGCCAACUGAUACAGCAGAGUUCAUUUGCAUGGCAAGGAAUGAUGGAGGAGAGGCAGUAAUGGUGGUGCAGCUGGAGGUGACCAGUAUGCUCCGAAGGCCGAUCUUCAAAAAUCCCUUCAAUGAACGUAUUGUGUCUCAGAUUGGAAAAACAACAGUUCUGAACUGUUCUGCUGAUGGGCACCCAGUGCCGGAGAUCAUCUGGACUUUGCCUAAUGGAACACGGUUAACUGGUGAACCAGAGCGUGGCUCUCAUCACCACCGAGGAAAUGAUGGGACUUUAGUCAUUUACAACCCUCAUAAAGAGGAUGCCGGGAAGUACCGCUGUGGUGCUAAGAAUUUCUUGGGUUACAUAGAAAAGCUAAUAAUUUUGGAUGUUGGGCAGAAGCCUUACAUCCUGACAAGGCCUAGGGGCAUAAUACGUAGUGUAUCUGGAAACCCUCUCUUCCUUCACUGUCUCUCUGAGGGGACGCCCAGACCCAAAAUCUACUGGACCAUUCCUGGUGGUCACACUCUUACUCGGCCUCAAGUCCUUGGACGCUUCCAUUUACUAGUAAAUGGUACACUGGUUAUUCGGGACACUACUCUGCAUGAUAGAGGGAAUUACAUAUGCAGGGCUCGUAAUGAUGCUGGUGAGGCUGUGCUCAGCGUCCCUGUUGUCAUCAUCGCCUACCCUCCUCGAAUCACUACAGGGCCACCUCCCAUUGUGAAGGCAGUGACUGGGACUCCAGUCCAGCUCAACUGUGCUGCCACUGGGAUCCCCAAGCCAGAGAUCACCUGGGAGCUGCCCGGUCGCACAGUUCUGUCAGCAGCAGAACAGGGUCGACCUAUGGGCAGCGAACUGCUCCACCCUCAGGGCACACUUAUCAUUCAGAGACCCACAGCCUCGGAUUCUGGCAUAUACAAAUGUCUGGCCAAGAACCACCUGGGUAUUGACUCAAAGGUCAUAUAUGUACGUGUACUGUGAGGGAGGACAUUGGCCUAUCAAAAUGUACACGUUAACAGACAUGCCGUCACUUAUGUCAGUGAGGUACAAUACAAGUUUUCUCACAUGGAUUUGGGAAGAUCGUGGCUUUUGGAAUAUUAUUAAAGAAGAACACGAGAAGAAAAUGGAGACAACACAGCCUGGAGCUAGAGAGUUGUUAUUGUAACUUUGUAACUGUCGUGGUCCUCAUGGGAGCAAAAAGGCCAGUGCAUGGACUCAAACUCAAAAGUGAUUUCUCUGAUCAGGCUGGCAGCACAUAAGGAUAUUAUUACAGCACAUACAGAGGUACUGUACAGAGUGGGAGAAAAAAAUGUGUAAGAGAUUCAAAAGCAAAAGACUCCCAAGAGGAUUUUAAUCCCCUUUAGACAUUGGCCAGAAGUUGUUGCUGUCGUAACAUGUCGCAUUGUCUUUUAACAGCAAAUUAAACAGACAACAGGCCAAGUAUACAGUAAAAUAUAUUUCAAGAGCAAUUCACUGAGUUUCAUAGUGGAAGAAAAUAAGUUUAUUCAGAAAACAUAUGAGGCUUGUUUUACACUGGAUACACAUAUCAUAUCUGCAUAGACAGAACAGUGCUUUGAUACCAGAAUAAAAACAAAAUGACACCCUA